AUGGAUAAAAAUAACAAGCAGGAUUCCCCACUGCAAGCAUCACCGCUUCCAACCCCCGAUCUGCUGAAACAAUCUACCCCAACCACUUCUACACCACCACUACCCCAAGAUCAUUCCCGCUCAAGAAAGAAUUCCUUAUUGGACUUUCUUGUCCCCAUUACAUUGUUACUACUUGAGUUGAAUUUACUGAAUGAACCAAAAGAUGAAGACGACAAGGAACAAUUGCAAUUGGCAACCAAUUCAUUUGAUGAAGUGCUCAACAUGUGUAAGAUCCCCUUUUAUUUGGAACGAUACAUGUUGUUUGGAUUGUUAGUCUGCCUAAACACGUUCUUGACGUUAUUCACAUUAGCACCUUUGAAAAUUGUCAUUGUUACAAUCCAAGCAUUAUUUGGAUUUGUCUUUAAAAGGAAAUCCUCAUCCUGGAGCUCAUUUCAAUUGGUCAAACGGGAUUUAAUUACAUUCAGUCUAAUUCCAAUUUCAAUAUACAUCUUAACUACAUUGAAUCUAGAUAUUUCGAGAAUGUAUCAUGACAUUAGAGGUCAAACUGAUAUUAAAUUAUAUGUUAUGUUUGGAGUAUUGGAAGUGGCUGAAAAGUUGUGUUCUUCAUUAGGCCAAGAUAUCCUUAAUAUAUUGUACCAACUGAAUCAAUCUAUACCCAGGUUUAUCAUUUUCUACAUAAUAGGAAUGUUUUACUUAUCAUUCCAUGCAUACAUACUCAUAUAUCAAACAGUUUCACUUAACGUGGCUGUCAAUUCAUAUUCAAAUGCAUUAAUGACACUUUUACUUUCAAACCAGUUUUCAGAAUUGAAAGGUUCUGUAUUCAAAAAGUUCGAACGAGAAGGUUUAUUCCAAAUCACCAUGGCUGAUUUGUCCGAACGGUUCCAACUUUCUCUCAUGUUGAGCAUCAUUGGUUUACGUAACUUGCUGCAGUUGAGCAUAAAUGGAACCCUCAUUCCCAAUAGUUUUUCCAAGAAUUGGAACAUUUGGUUUGGAGCGUUAUUCGGACCGGGAUUUAUUGUCAUUGGUAGUGAAGUAUUUGUGGACUGGUUAAAACAUUGUUAUAUUUCCAAGUUUAAUCGGUUUAGACCAAGAAUAUACCGAAACUUCUUGUAUGUUUCCUGUUUGGACUUCUUGGAAAUGUUUCACCAUUCAAACCAUUCCCGUGAGUUUUCUGAUUAUCUUGCCUUGACGAGACGAAUUGGGCUACCCUUGUUGGCUACUGUGGUAUGUUUUUUGAAGAUGACAUUGGUUGAUUUUAAAACAAUCUUUAUUGGCCCAAGUAUAUUAUCAAGCGCGGGACUUAUCCUUGCUACAUAUUUGACAUUGUUGUUGGUCAGAGUCAUUCUUGGACUUGUAAUUUUCAAAACUGCCAGUAUUUUAGUGAUCAAACAUAAACAUCAUCAAGCAGAACUUAAACUGAAGACAGUCCCCGAUAUUGUUGUUCCCACCCCCAUCAAACAGACAACAAUUUUAGAACGCACCCCAUCGCCAUCCGACGACUCAUAUUCUCAUUUAUCCAUCAGUGCAACAUUCUUGCGGGGAUCUCCCAACACCGAACCAUCCACGAUAAACUCAAAGACUCGUGCUCAUUUGUACGAUGCCGACGAGAAGAUCCCACCCACGCUUGAGGAAACUCGGAAUAAGAAACUUCUCAAGGGUCCGCUUCAUGAAUCCAAGUUGGAGAAGGACGCUGGUGAUGAAGGGUUAUCACAGGUGAUGCGGUACAAAAUGUCAAGCAAGAGGAUCUGGUAA
Messenger RNA from Spathaspora passalidarum NRRL Y-27907, 1752 nucleotides. RefSeq lists its product as uncharacterized. Gene Ontology annotation, cellular component: endoplasmic reticulum membrane. NCBI's taxonomy places the organism in Eukaryota, Fungi, Ascomycota, Pichiomycetes, Serinales, Debaryomycetaceae. Bases 1 to 1752 code for a protein of 583 amino acids. Gene Ontology annotation, biological process: maintenance of protein localization in endoplasmic reticulum. The transcript has 2 exons. The record is from RefSeq and is a predicted model, not a curated record.